AUGUCGGCGGCGCGGGUGAUGCUCACGCCCAACGACGUUGUCAUUCAUCGAAAUCCCAGCGAGCGUCUCAUCAAAAACUUUUGCGAGACGAUCUCGCAAUAUCGCAAAGAUUUCCAUGAAGAGGACAUCAAGCUUCUUCAGAAUACCAUGGGAGACAAGUACAAUCUUUAUCUGCUUUGCUUGAAAGAUUCCGACGAUGUGAUUGCUUCAAGCCACGUCAUCAAUUACGAGUCGAUCGCGACCGAGAAGGGAUUCCAGACGUGGGGUCUCGCGUGGCAUCUGUCGAAAUAUCACGCCAACGGCAUUCUGACGCAUCUCAUCCAUCAGAUGAGCGAGGAGUUGAGCGCGUCGACGUUGAACGUCGGCGGAUGCGCGCAGCCCGAGUCGGCGGCGAUUUGGCGCAAAUUUUUGUACACACGCGUUCGCGGUUGCACCUAUUUCGUCUCGAGCUACAAGCCCAACGAGCUCGCCAAUCCCGACAUUGACUAUGAGAAGUAUCGAAUCAAGGACGUCACCGAGAUUCCGGCGAGCGAUUUGAUCAAUUACGAUCAAACGAUUUUCCCGUACCAACGGGCGAAAAUGAUGGAGACGUUGCUGAAAAAUGGAAUCUCGAAGAUUGCAUAUGACGAGAAAGGAAAUGUCGUUGGAAUGGGCUGCCUCACCACCUACAAAUCGGGCAUGGCGACACUCGGACCGCUCUACUGCGACAACAGCAUCAUUGCGCAGGCGAUCUUUCAGAAUAUCGUCAAAGAUAUUCCAAAGGGCUCGGUGGAGACGAUUCAGAUUCGUUGCUCCGACAAAUUUCAGGAGAGCGCGACAUGGAUUCGCCCGUUCCUUCGCAAGAAGCAAGAGAUGACGAUGCAUUCGCACGUCAAGUUCAAUCGCGGAAUUCCCGUUGGACUCAAUUUCACGAAGGCCUAUGUCAAUUCGAAUCCUGAUAAUGCGCCGUUAUAA
Messenger RNA from Caenorhabditis bovis, 954 nucleotides. The record is from the annotation of a GenBank genome assembly. NCBI's taxonomy places the organism in Eukaryota, Metazoa, Nematoda, Chromadorea, Rhabditida, Rhabditidae.